Phascolarctos cinereus (koala) is the source of this 519-nucleotide messenger RNA. RefSeq names its product galectin-1-like. The record is from RefSeq and is a predicted model, not a curated record. NCBI's taxonomy places the organism in Eukaryota, Metazoa, Chordata, Mammalia, Diprotodontia, Phascolarctidae. Gene Ontology annotation, molecular function: lactose binding; laminin binding.
AUGGCCAGAGGCUCCUUUCUCUUCUCCUUCUCUAACAUCUUUUACCCGGACCUCUCCAGCUCUGGUAAGGGCGAGCCCUUCCAUGCCUCAUCCCCCUUGCAAAUUGUCUUUGACAAGCUGCAAAUGUUUGCCCAUGACAUGAACCUGAAACCAGGAGCAUUCCUAAGAAUAGUGGGAGACAUAUUACCUGAUGCCAGGCACUUUGCAAUAGAUUUGGGCGACACUUACGAUAACCUUGCACUGCACUUCAACCCUCGCUUCAACUACCGUAACUGUCACAAUGUUGUCAUUUACAACACCUUGUAUAAUGAAUAUUUUGGCAAGGAAAUAAGGGACUCCUACUUCCCCUUUCAGAAGGGGACCAGAAUGGAGAUUUGUAUACAACUUCAAGAGACUUUCUUUGUGGUGAAGCUGCCUGACGGCUAUCAGUUUAGUUUUCCAAAUCGCACUAAGAUAACAACCAUUGACUAUGUGGGAAUUCACGGGGACCUCACAAUCAGAGCAAUUGCCUUUGAAUAA